Messenger RNA from Aspergillus pseudonomiae, 1017 nucleotides. RefSeq lists its product as uncharacterized. Lineage: Eukaryota; Fungi; Ascomycota; Eurotiomycetes; Eurotiales; Aspergillaceae. The coding region runs from base 1 to 1017 and encodes 338 amino acids. The record is from RefSeq and is a predicted model, not a curated record. The transcript has a single exon. Gene Ontology annotation, molecular function: metallopeptidase activity.
AUGGCUACCGGGUUCGUCUUGAAUCUCCUUUUUCUUCUCUCGUUGUUCUUUGCGUCUCUUAGCAACGCCGGUCACCCAGCCUGGGAGGCAGGCGCUACAACUGCCACAGCCGAAUGGAUACACAUAGAUCCAUCUUGGGAUUGGCCCACGUGGUAUCGUGAGACCAUUCAGUAUUACUUCAACAGUCCAGCAUCGAAAGAGAGAUUGUCAAGUGACAUCAGGGCCGCAUGGCAACUCUGGCUUGCUGCAGGCUUGCCAGAGACCUUCAGAUUUGUCGAGUUUCCCAAGUGGCGGUGCGAGCAACAUCCAUACAGUUGUUUGCUUAUCGUUGGAGACGGGGAGGUACCGUCGGCUUAUACCAGCCUUGGAAGGCAAGUCUCACAUCCCUGGGAUGCUAUUACCAUGUACUUGGUCUUUGAGCCGGGUGAGGACGAACACAGCAGGGCCCUGAUAGCUGCCCACGAGAUCGGGCAUGCCUGGGGUCUCAUCCAUGAACAUCAAAAUCCCUUGUAUUGGCAGUGGGCCUACUAUGCAACCAGAUCGGAUUCACUAUUUCGGUUUUAUUGCGCGAAUGUGCAAGGGUAUGACGCGGUAGCGCAUGAAAUCAAUAGUACUAGGGAACUCUGGGGCGAGAACGGCCCCUGUCGCAAUUCGUUACGAGCUUCGGAUAUGGACUUUUAUGCCUCCGAAAUACUUCCAUGGGCGCAUCGAUAUCAAUCACCACAUCAUUUGUGGCCUCAGGACUCUGACGUGGAUUGGGACUCUAUCAUGAUUUACGGAUCUUACCUUUUCGGAGAGCUGGAUGAGCAUGGCAACCCGAAACCGACCCUUCUCCGGAUGAAGGACCUUCAGGUUAUCCCAGAUCCUGACACCGUGACGGACCUCGACGUUGUUGGGCUGUUGCAUCUCUAUCAUCCCAAAUUUGGGAAGUUCCUGGAUGUGUUUCACAACGAGCCAUCUAGCCCUUGGUACACCAUUUUCCAGGGGAAGAUCAAGAGCUGUCCAAUUAAGACCUGA